This is a messenger RNA of Andrographis paniculata, 2642 nucleotides long. Its product is annotated as CSC1-like protein RXW8. The transcript is spliced from 11 exons. The record is from RefSeq and is a predicted model, not a curated record. The coding region runs from base 199 to 2421 and encodes 740 amino acids. Gene Ontology annotation, molecular function: calcium-activated cation channel activity. Gene Ontology annotation, cellular component: plasma membrane. Lineage: Eukaryota; Viridiplantae; Streptophyta; Magnoliopsida; Lamiales; Acanthaceae.
CUCUAAUUUUGCCUUCAAUCGAGUGCUAUCCUUUCGGACGCCCAUGCCGACUACAAUAGCUCAUGAUUUCUGAAAUCUCUGGGAACACACGCAACGGGCGUUUGGGAUUGCGAAUCGUCUCGUAUUUAACGAAUAAAUCGCAUUAGCUCGCACACACAUGAUGAUAUUCCAUAGAGUCGUUUGCUUAGUUGGGUAGAGAUGGACCUAACUGGUCUUCUGACUUCUGCGGGGAUCAACACCGGUGUCUGUGUGGGCCUUUUUUCCCUCUACUCUGUCUUGAGGAAACAACCGAGCUUUGCAAGUGUCUACUUCGGGCAGAAGCUUUCUCACGUGCAUUCCAAUCAGCAAGAUCCAUUUUGGUUUGAGAGACUCCUUCCAUCCGCCAGUUGGGCUCUCAAGGCUUGGGAAGCAUCCGAAGACGAUCUCUAUGCUGCCGGGGGUAUAGACGCCGUGGUGUUUCUUCGUGCUGUUAUUUUCAGUAUUAGAGUAUUCAGUGUUGCCGCGACAGUCUGCUUGUUUCUUGUUCUUCCGGUGAAUUAUUAUGGCAAGAACAUGGUGCAUAAGGGAAUCUCUGGUGAAAAAUUGGAUGUGUUUGGCAUUAGGAACAUCGCUGAAGGAUCAAAAUGGCUUUCGGUUCAUUGUCUUGCAUUGUACAUCAUCACUUGCUGCAGUUGUCUUCUUCUUUACUUUGAAUACAAGAACAUCAUGGAAAUGAGAUUGGCACACAUCGGCGAAUCCCUUUCUUCCCCGAGCCACUUCACAGUGAUCGUUCGCGCUAUCCCUUGGAUCCAUGGAAGAUCAUACAGUGAUUCUGUGUACAAAUACUUCACAGACUUUUACUCGUCGAGCUAUUUGUCGCACCAAAUGGUUUACGAGACUGGCGCAGUCCAAAAAUUGAUGCGCGACGCCGAGAAGAUGUACAAGAUGCUCAAGUCUAACCAUCUCGAGAAACACUGCGCACCACAGUUUAUGAAAUGCUGCUACUGUGGAGGGGCCGCUACAUCCUUCAAAAUUCUUCCGGAUGAGUCUGAAACAUCGAAGAAAUCCAACAGUUUCGACACUUCGGAUAUGAGAAAGAAGGAGUGUGAAGCUGCACUGGUGUUCUUCAGGACUCGUUACGCAGCAUUACUAGCUUCGGAGGCUCUUCAGUCGCCGAAUCCUAUGCUGUGGGUGAUCGAUGCUGCUCCGGAGCCUCAGGACAUCUUCUGGUCGAACCUAUGCUUGGUGUUUCGUCUGCUAUGGAUACGCAAGAUCAUCGUCAGGGUCGCCUCUGUUUCGUUCGUGAUCUUCUUCCUCAUCCCGGUGGUGUUCACGCAGGGCCUCGUCCAUCUCGACAAGAUCAGGAAGAUAUUCCCAUCGUUCACGAACAUCUCGCAGAGAAUCACAAAGGAUUACAACUCGGUCUUCCUUUUUUCUUUUUCCAUGAAGAUUCUUGAGGAGCUGAUCACUGGAUAUUUACCUAGUGUUGUGUUCAUCAUGUUUCUCUACAUCGUCGCCCCAUUGAUGAUGGCUUUGUCUACUCUGGAAGGCCCCAAAUCCCGCGGCGGCCGAAAACGAAGCACCUGCGUUAAAGUAGUCCUCUUCUACAUCUGGAACGUCUUCUUCGCCAACAUUUUAUCAGAAGCAGCAAUCGGCCAUUACCAAGUCUCCAUCCAGAAGCUUGGGGAUCCGACAAAGAUCCCCAACGUGCUCGCCCGAGCAGUCCCGGCCACGGCGACGUUCUUCAUGACGUACGUGAUGACGUCGGGGUGGGCGAGCUUGGGGCUGGAGCUGAUGCAGCCAUUCCCGCUCCUGAGCAACAUAUUUUACAGGUACAUCGUGCACGACGACGGGGAGGAGGACGAGUCUUCGUCGACUUCGACGACGGUGUCGGAUUACAUAUACACGUUUCCUUAUCACACAGAGGUUCCGAGGGUGCUGCUGUUCGGGCUGCUAGGGUUCACGUACUCGAUCGUGGCGCCCAUGAUUCUCCCCAUCCUGAUGAUCUACUUCAUCCUGGCGUAUUUGGUGUACCGCAACCAGAUUCUGAAUGUGUACAUUACCGAGUACGACACCGGAGGGCUGUACUGGCCCAUCGUGCACAACACGACCAUAUUCUCCCUGGUGCUCACACAGACCAUAGCUAUGGGGUUCUUCGGAGUUAAGAAAUCUCCGGUGGCGUCCACCUGCAUAAUACCGCUGAUCAUAUGCACCCUUCUCUUCAACGAGUAUUGCCGCCAGCGGUUUCAGCCAGUGUUCCGGAAGAUCCCAGCACAGACGAUCAUCGAGAUGGAUCGGAAAGAUGAGACGUGCGGGAGGACAGAGGAGAUGCAUCAGAUGUUGCAGUCUGCUUAUUGCCAGUUCAAAUCGAAGUCCCUCAAUUUGCACGAAACUGCAAAGCAGAACCACCACACGCACUGUAUGGAACUCGAAAUUAACUAACUUCAUAUUUAUAUACUAUAAUAAUUUAUAAUCAUCAGAUCAAAUUGACAUAUUGAUUGAUGUAUAGUGCUGCUGCAUGCAUAUGGGUAUGGGUGGGUAGAUACAUAGAUAGGUCAAUAAUUUAUUAGUAUUCUUUCUAUUUAUUUAAUUACCCUAUAACUAAUAUUGUAAAUUGAUUUUGUUAAGGCUGCUAUUGCAUAUAGUGUGAAUUCAUAAAUAGA